Daucus carota subsp. sativus is the source of this 1423-nucleotide messenger RNA. RefSeq lists its product as uncharacterized. Gene Ontology annotation, molecular function: 3'-5'-RNA exonuclease activity. Bases 275 to 1207 code for a protein of 310 amino acids. The record is from RefSeq and is a predicted model, not a curated record. The transcript is spliced from 7 exons. NCBI's taxonomy places the organism in Eukaryota, Viridiplantae, Streptophyta, Magnoliopsida, Apiales, Apiaceae.
AGACCAGAUCCCAUUCCCAUCAAUUUUCAGACAACAGAGGAAACUUCUUUCUCUCUCUUACAUUUUUUCUCUGUUUCAACUUGUAGCCAAAAAUUCAAAACAAAAUUACUAGAAACCUUGACUUACAUAUAAUUAUAUGUGCUUUGUUACCUCAAUCAUAUGUACUUCAGCUGCUGCUACAAUAACUACUUUUGUUUUUGGAUUAUAGAUUAUUCUCAUUCUUGAUUCUCAUGUAGCUUAAAUUUAUUACACACAUAUACAUAUUGAAUAAAGGAUGAAUUUAUCUCUUACUGUAAUGACCUUUAAUCUGCUUGAAGAUCAGCCAGAAGAUAGUCAAAAUUCAUGGAUGAAGAGGAGAGAUUUGUGUAUAAGUGUUAUUACAAGCUAUUCUCCAAUGAUUAUAUGUACCCAACAAGGGGUGAAGUCACAGUUAGAUUAUCUUCAACAAUGCCUGCCAGGGUAUGAUCAAUUUGGAAUUUCAAGGAAAGGAACUGAAGACACCUCAGAUGAGCAUUGCACCAUAUUUUAUGACAAGGAAAAGGUAGAGCUCUUAGAAGGUGGAACUUUCUGGUUGUCAGAGUCACCAUCAGUUCCUGGAAGCAUGUCAUGGGGAUGUGAAGUUCCAUGCAUUGCAACUUGGACAACGUUUCAGCUGAAAGGAGUUGAACCGCCAGGGUUUUCUUUUCAAGUUGUAAAUACAAACAUGGAUGAGCUUAGUCCACGUGCUCGCAGGCGAAGUGCUUUGCUCACAUGGCAGCAUAUCGCAUCAUUACCUCCUAGCUUACCUGUUGUAUAUUGUGGAGGAUUCAACACACAAAAAGAAUCUACUACAGGACGUUUUCUUCUAGGGAGAUCGAGAGAGCAUGGUGUUGUAGGUGAUAUGAAAGAUGCAUGGUCUAAUGCUCGGGUAAGGAAGAAUGUGUCUCUUAUACGCACUUAUCAUGGAUUUAAAGGUGAUAAGCAAGGAGCUCUUGAAUUCCUCAAGUUGGUAUUUAGAGCAUUUUGCUUGUGUUGGGAUCGCCAAACUCAGGACUUGCAUGUGGACUGGAUUCUAUACCGAGGCAGAGCUCUCGUUCCAGUAUCAUCGGAAGUGGUUAGUGAUAACAUAGACGGGUUUUAUCCUUCUUCUCACUAUCCUGUGUAUGCUGAAUUCAUGCUUCCUCGGAGCGUCAGAUUACCUGAGGUUCCUGCUCAAAAUGGAAACUGAAGUGCCCUCAAGUUUUGGAACCUUAUCCUCGUAGGCCGUAGUAUGCCCAUUUUUUCCCCUUCCCCCGGGUGUUUUAUGCCCAUUUUUUCCCCUUCCCCCGGGUGUUUUUUACUUUCAUAAUGAACCAGAGUGAUAAAGGAUUGAUAUAAGAGGAAAGAAGUGCUAACACUUUAGUCCUCGGUUUCUUUAUUUUCUUAUCUCAUUGGCUUAAUUUUA